CCUUCUUCUUCUUCUCUUCUUCUCUUCUCGCGCACUCGCAUCUUUUCGAUUCACCAUCAAUUGUGUGCGCCCGUAACGAUUGCGCGUCGACACCCCUAUUUCUUCACCCUUUAUUCUUCGAAUCCCGCCACUACGGAUUUUACAGCUACUCCUGCCGCUGUCUAGGUACCAGGUAGUAGCGCUGCUUCUUCUUCCGCUCCCUUGAGCCCAAAUUUAAUUUCGUCACCGCCAACUGCGCGCCAUCCUUUUCAUCCCGACCCGAUUUUUCAUCAUCGACUCUUCAUUCUCUUUUUUUUCAAAUUCAGAAAAAUGUCCGACUACGCAUCCCUCAAGGUGCCGGAGCUGAAGAAGCUCCUGGCUGAGAAGAAGCUGUCGCAGACCGGCAACAAGGCCGAUCUGAUUGCGCGCCUGCAAGAGGCCGACAAGAAGGACACCACCGCGUCGACAGAGGACAGCAAGCCUGCCGAGAACAAAGAGGACGAAAUCAACUACAGCGACGACGAAGCCGCUGCCGCGCCCGCCGCCUCAAAACCUGAAAAGGCACCGGCAGCAGAGAAGCCCGUAGAGAAGCCCGCCGAAGCGCCCGCCGUCGCUGAAGCCGCCGAAGAAGAACAGGAAGACGCAGCGAAGCCCGCCGAAGAAGAAAAGGCCGCUGCCGAAGAAGAGGCCAAGGAGCCCGCCCCGUCCUUCGCCAUUGGCCUCUCGUCCUCCACCGCCGACGAGGAGCUCAAGAAGCGCGUCGAGCGAGCCAAGCGCUUCGGCACCGAGCUCGAUGACGAGACCCAGAGACUGGCCGAGCGAGCCAAGCGCUUUGGCAUCAAUGAUAAGGAAUUGGCCAGCGGAUUGGACGCAGCUCUGCCCGAGAGGUCGCUGAAGCGUGGCCGCGGCCGCAACGAGGGCGAUGGCAACAGGCCCGGCAAGAAGCGCAGCCAGGAUCGCAAGGGACCUUCUGGCAACGAGAGGCGCAGCGGCCGCAACAACAACAAGAAUCAGGGUGGCAAUGCCUCGGGCAAGCCCAAGUUUGGCAGCAUCGUAGAAGAUCCUUCUGAGCGAGCCAAGGCCGAGAAGCGAGCUGCCAGAUUUGCUGCAGCGUAAGCUGCUCAGCUCAUAGGCAGCUGGUUACUCAAGAUGGAAGAUGAUGACUGGCAAAGAUGUGAAUUUAGCUGGACUGAAGCUCAAGAAAGGCAAAGGAGUAACUGAAAAAAAAAUGUUCAAGAUCUAGGUUUAUAAUGAGAGCGUCUGGAAGGGAACGGAAGGUGGGAUGGGAUGAAAUGGCAUGUGUAUCAUACGAAAGCGCUUUUUCUAAUAAGAGGCAAAAAACGGCGUUUUUUUUUUUUGGUUUUGAAACGAUUUACUGCAUUUUACCCUGAUGAUGCUGCUGCUGUUGGAAGCAAAUGCCUGUCCAUACCAGCUGUUGGCCGGCAUAUGCGAUUCUGGGACUGUGUUCAAAGAGAACCUCGUAAAAGGAAAUGAUGUUGGCCUAGACGCCAAUAUGCACAAAGUAACAACCUACGGUAGAACCAAUGCCAAAGAGGUUAAUGGCCUUUAGGGUCUGAGCAAAGCUCAUCUGCCAGCUUCUCAUAUAAAUGGACCGCUCUAAAUAUCCAUCAAUCAGGUAAUUACCCUUUCAUUAGC
Molecule: messenger RNA, 1635 nt
Organism: Trichoderma atroviride IMI 206040
Lineage: Eukaryota; Fungi; Ascomycota; Sordariomycetes; Hypocreales; Hypocreaceae
Biological process (GO): poly(A)+ mRNA export from nucleus
Cellular component (GO): nucleus
Source: RefSeq, a predicted model, not a curated record